This is a messenger RNA of Musa acuminata subsp. malaccensis (wild Malaysian banana), 1589 nucleotides long. RefSeq lists its product as uncharacterized. The record is from RefSeq and is a predicted model, not a curated record. Lineage: Eukaryota; Viridiplantae; Streptophyta; Magnoliopsida; Zingiberales; Musaceae.
CUACUGCAUCGUACCUCCACCAAUCUCCCUCGUCUCCGCCUCGCGCCCGCGCCCGCCGGUGGCCCGAGGACCACUGGAUCGGUUCAUCGCGUGGGCUCUGAGUUCCUUGUGGGAUUGGGAUUCUAAUCAGCAGGCAAUAGCUUGCUUUGUUAUUUGAAUUUCUUCUGGAGGCGUAUCUCUUCCCGAUUUUUAGGAGUUUUACGCGAAAGAGAUUAAUUUGCUGACAAUUCUUCAACGGGAUUUGAGAUUCUCCGCUAUUCCGAAAGAUCUUUUGUAGAUUCAUUGUUAUGCUUGUUUUGAUCGGAGUUGCUCGUGAAGAUUCUGAUUUGAUUGAUGGUUUUUGGGAGGAAAACUGGGAUUUUACAUAUCGUUUUUCGCUAGAUAUGAUUUUGAACGGUUCAUGGGAAAAAAUUCGUUUUUUGAUAGCUGAGUUUUGAUUGUUUAUGACUCUUUCGACAGAUUCCAAAGCGUCUUCUUCGUAAUUCUUUGCUUGUCGAAAUCGUUUCGGAGGGCAAAUUUAGUGGCUUGAUUCUGCCGAGAAGGGUUUUUCCGAUAGAAAAAUGUCUAUGUCUUUUCCGCGUUUCUCUUUCUGGAUUUGGGGUAAGAAGAAUCACGAAUCCUCCAAUUCAUCCCUGAGUUCCUCACCCGAAUCGCCUUCGGAAUUUAAGGAGACGGAUUACUUGAAAUUUCCGCCCGUAAAUGAGCCGAGGACAAGGACAAAUUCGAGAAAAAAUAAGAAGAAGUGGCAGAGCCGGCAAGAGCGGCGUUUCGAUAAGGAGUAUGACAUCGAAGUUGUGCCCUCGGACGGUGGAUGCAUGUCGGGGUCGGAGUCUGACGAUUCCGAUUGGUCCAUCGGAUGGCUGGAACAUCUUUCCCCCGACUUUCGGAGUAAUAAUGAGUCGGAGGACAGCUUCGCCGUCUUGGUCCCGUGUUAUGCGCGUGGUCGUAGUGAACAUGUGGAGAGCUCCAAAUCUCAUGCCUUGGGAGCGGUUGAUCGCACGGGUGAUGAUCUUUCUGAUGGAAAGAAGCACAUAGAGGAAUGGCUUUCGUCUCUUCAAGACAACUGACUUUGUGGAAUCUAAUUGAGAGCUUGGCCUUGUAAAGUAUGAUUCUUGUGUAGACCAUAAGUUGUUUUUAAUCUAUAGGUUAAAAAAAGAGGAAAAUUCCACAUCAAAGAAGCACAAUCAUGGAGCAAUGGGGCAGCUUGUCUGAUAUAAUUCCUGCUGGACACCAUUCACUUGUGAUAUAUAUGGAAGCAAAUUGUUUCUUAAGACCCGAUAGGAGGCAACUAGAAAAGUUAGCAACAGAGCUUUGCAACAUCCUGAAGGUUCAGAUUCUUCGAAGGGGAUGAGUGAAGUUAGGAAUAUUGUUUUAUUCUUUAUCCCCUUGUGCAUCCAGACGGGGAUUUCCACCAUUGCUUAAUGUACAUAUGGGUGUAAAUAAUGUAAAUACUGCUGUAAAUAUGGAACCAUCCAUCCUUGCCAAUUUUUCUGUAAAUAUUAUUAUGUAUGAUCUAGGAAGACCAGGCUUUGCUUUAAAUGCAUGAUUCAUCUCUUCAUUCUAUGCAUGGUUAUUGAUUUGCCCACUUC